CUUGUCGGGUUGUAUAAUGACAAAAUUUGUCAUGGGCUGUAUGAGAUUGAAUUAAAAAUUAUAGAUUUGGCCUUCGAUUUCAAGGGCUCAAACUAGUUUAAUGUAUUUCGUAGUUUACUUAAAAGUCAAUUCGGUUUACCGUAAUCAUUAACAACACUAUAAUAUUUCAACAACCUUGAAAUUGUAUAAUCCAAUAAUAAUUAAAUAAAGAUUGUGAAUGCUGAUGUUUGAUACUAUAAUAAUGAAUCACUACCUAGGUACUACAACUGUUGUAUCCGAAUACAAUAAUCAUGUAAAUGAAUAGGAAAAAUUGAAGAACUGUAAUUUUUGGCGUUUCGAGUAAAAUAAAACACUAUGGCGUUAGUAGAGGGUUUUGGUGAUGAAGUUAUUCAGUUUUUUGGUAUACUAUUCGUUAUUGUACUAAUCGUAUUGCUAUGGAUGUCUACACAAGUGGCCGAAAUGCAAAUAUUCCGUGGUGCUGUUUUCAUUUUGGAAAGGCGUACAAGAAGACGACACCAUGAUGCUACAAGGGUUGCACCUUCAGUUCCUAAUCAAUCUAUUAGCGAACAAUCAGCUACAGAAACCGUUCCAUUAAAUGAUGUGAUUCAAACAAAUUCAACUUUAAGUAAUGAUAAUCCUGAAGAUAAAAAUGAUAAUCCUGUUGCUACAAAAAGUGAUGUGACUGAACAGUUCGAUGAAUCUAGUCAAAGCAAUGAUACCAAUGAUAUUGAAAAUGAACCACAGAUAUAUGAAGACUCUAUAAGAAUACGACUGAAGUAUUUAAAUGACAAUUGUCGUUUAGUUCAAGGCAGGCUACAAGAAACUAUUGGAGUUUUCAAAAGGAGACAUUUUACCAAUGAGUUGACAUCCAAUAAAAUUAUUCGUUUGAUAUUUCAAGGAAAGGUAUUACAUGAUGAUGAAGCUUCACUGAGUAGUUGUGGUCUUCAUGAUAACUGUGUUGUACACUGCCUUAUACAUCAGCCACGUCCUACAACUAAUGCUCAGCAAACCCCUGAUCCUGUAAACCAAGAUACUGCUGAGCAACGACUGCCAAACACGAUACGUCAUGGUCAGCGUCAACCUGGUGGUCCAGUUCAACGUGAAUGGAACUUGGCAACAUUGUUAUCUGCUUUAAUCACAAUAAUAAUAUCAUUACUUUGGUAUGCCAGAAUCCAGUUCUACACAUUGUUCUCUUAUACAUCGACGGGUACACUGGGAAUAUUGACUGCAAUUUUUUUAUUCACUGCCUUUCUCACUUAUUUGGUGGACAGCGAAGAGCAACAACAUCAUUUACCACAAUUAAGACACAAUUAGUGUUAUAUUUCAUUACAUCAAAUCAAAGUAAGCACAAAAGCAAAAUGUUUUAAAAUGUAUGUAAUAAGAAUUGUAUAACUACAUGGUUUCUAAUUUAUACAGCAAAUAUUUUAUUUUUAUUUGUUUUACCAGGACCCUAAAUAUUAUUUUUAAAUAAUUGAACUAUUCCUCUAUAAAAACUAGUUGAAUUUUUUAUA
Metopolophium dirhodum (rose-grain aphid) is the source of this 1511-nucleotide messenger RNA. RefSeq names its product transmembrane and ubiquitin-like domain-containing protein 1. The coding region runs from base 355 to 1314 and encodes 319 amino acids. NCBI's taxonomy places the organism in Eukaryota, Metazoa, Arthropoda, Insecta, Hemiptera, Aphididae. The record is from RefSeq and is a predicted model, not a curated record. Gene Ontology annotation, molecular function: protein binding. The transcript is spliced from 4 exons.